Molecule: messenger RNA, 1195 nt
Organism: Neltuma alba
Lineage: Eukaryota; Viridiplantae; Streptophyta; Magnoliopsida; Fabales; Fabaceae
Product: SNF1-related protein kinase regulatory subunit beta-1-like
Exons: 4
Coding region: 111-953 (280 amino acids)
Molecular function (GO): protein binding
Source: RefSeq, a predicted model, not a curated record
UACAUUCCCACAAACGGACUCAACUUCCUCCAACUCCAACCUCAAAGUUCUGUGCUGUGUCGUUGUCGCCUUGCUUUGAACCUGAAGAGGGAGCUUUCUGUAGAAUUUCCAUGGGAAACGCUAACGGAAGAGAAGUUGGACAUGCUGACAAGGAUGUUCAUCGAUAUUCCGCUGCUGAUCCUGGCCUCCGUGGGAAUUUCCUGUUGGAUUCUCCGCCUCCGGUUCGACCUGCUGUGGGUGCUCCGCAGUCGAGGUCGCCGAUCUUUUCCGUUCCUCAGGUUGCUGUUGCCCCUUCACCUAGAGGUAACGUCUCUCCUAUUCUCAGUCAUUUACGGAAGAAUGAAACCCCCCAUGGAAUUGUUGAUCAACCUCAAGAGCGACAAAUUCCUGUCAUAAUAACAUGGCAUUAUGGUGGUAGCCAUGUUUGUGUCGAGGGAUCUUGGGAUAAUUGGGCGCAUAGGAAGAUACUGCAGAGGUCUGGCAAGGAUUUCUCAGUUCUAAUGGUCCUGCCAUUGGGCAUAUAUCACUACAAAUUCAUUGUUGAUGGCCAACCUAGAUAUCUUCCAGAGCUUCCUCAUGUAGCUAAUGAGAUGGGCCACAUCUACAAUCUUCUCAAUGUUAAUGAUUACGUGCCUGAAAACCCCAAAUGCGUGAGUGAAUUUGAGGCUCCACCAUCUCCAGACUCCAGCUAUGGUCAAUCAUCCCUAACCGAUGAAGACUUUGCAAAAGAGCCAAUGGCGGUUCCUUCACAGCUACACCUGACUGUCCUAAAUAAAGAGAACUCAAUUGUAGGUAGCCCUUCGAACUCCAAGCCUCAACAUGUGGUCCUAAACCAUGUCUUCACUCAUAAAUACUCGGCCUCCCAGUCUGUUGUUGCCCUUGGAUUGACCCACAGGUUCCAGUCCAAGUAUGUGACAGUGGUCCUUUACAAACCACAAAGUGUGCAAAAGUAAAUAUACAACGGAUGUAACAUCCCUUUCUUUUAUGUUUCAUUCUCUUCUUUCUUUCUUUUCCUUUCUUUUUUGGGUAGCUUCAGCCUGUAAAGAUAAAAGCAUACAUCAGCUUUAAGCUUUAAGGUUUUGUGAUAUCCUACAUUCAUACAAGAGAAUAUACAUGAUGCAUUUUGGGUAGACAGGAAACAAUAGAUGAAUUUAGUGAUUGAAAUGUGGAUUUUAUAUAUAAUCAUGUUUUUCUA